AUGGACCCAAAUUAUGUACCUCAGCUAAGACAGCUGUUAGAGGCCACCAUAGCGCCUGAUACCAACAUUAUCAAAGCUGCUACUACUCAACUCAACACUCAAUACUACAAAUCCCCUCAAUGUAUUCCUGCUCUUUACGAGGUUGCCGCUACAACGGAGAACCAGUCUAUUAGACAACUCGCUGCUGUAGAAUUGAGAAAACGGAUAUCGUCUGGCGAUGGACGUCAAUGGAAAAAAAACCCUCAAGAAUUGAGGGAACAAAUGAAAGCCAGUUUGCUUGAGCGUCUGACACAAGAACAAUCAGCCAUCGUACGACACGCUCUGUCUCGAGCAGUUGCUGCUAUUGCCGAUAUAGAACUCACUGUCAACCCCCCACAGUGGCCCACCCUCUUACCUGGCUUAUACCAAGCUGCUGCCUCUCCUACCAAAACUCACCGAGAGACCGCCAUUUACGUUCUCUUCUCCAUCCUUGACACCGUUGCUGAAUCAUUCGAAACUCAACUACAAUCCCUCUUCAAAGUUUUCUCCGUAUCUUUAGUAGAUCCUGAAUCCGCUGAAGUGCGAAUAACGACCCUGCGGGCUCUUGCUAAAGUCGCCGAGUACAUUGAAGCUGGAGACAAACACGAUGUCAAAGCAUUCCAAGAACUCAUCGUACCAAUGCUCAAAGUGCUGGAACAAGCUAUCACAGAUGAUGACGAUGAAGCCGUCAAACAUGGUUACGACGCUUUCGAGACUCUACUUAUCAUCGAAGCUCCUCUCGUCAGCAAGCACGUGGGCGAAUUAGUGCAAUUCUUCCUUGGCGUUGCUGGUAGAAAGGAAGUUGACGAUGAAAUGAGAUGUGGUGCUUUGAACGUGCUUUCAUGGGUUAUUCGAUACAAGAAGAGCAAAGUACAAGCUCUUGGUCUCGCCAAACCUAUCGUUGAAAGUCUUUUACCUAUCGGUUGUGAAGAUGAUCCAGAGGACGUUGAUGAGGAUUCACCUUCUCGACUCGCUUUCCGAACUCUGGAUAACCUCGCACAAGCUCUUCCCCCUCAACAAGUCUUCCCUGUUCUCACUCAACAACUCCAAGUGUACAUGGGCGGUGAUGCUCGUAUGCGAAAAUCCGCUCUUAUGGCUUUCGGUGUUUCCGUUGAGGGAUGCAGCGAAUACAUCCGUCCCCAUGUUGACCAGCUUUGGCCCGUCAUUGAAGGCGGUCUACAAGAUGGUGAGGUCAUUGUACGAAAAGCAGCCUGUAUCGCUCUUGGUUGUUUGUGUGAGUGGCUCGCCGAAGAGUGCGCUACCCGACACGAAGUGAUCGUUCCUAUUCUCUUCAACCUCAUUGUCGACCCUUCCACCCAGAAGAAUGCCUGUACAUGUCUCGACUCUUACCUUGAAAUUCUCGGUGACGACAUUGUUAACUACCUGACCCUCCUCAUGGAGCGACUUCUUGUCCUUCUUGAGAGCGGUACUGUAGCCGUCAAGAUCACUGUCACUGGUGCUAUCGGCUCAGCCGCUCAUGCUGCCAAGGAGAAGUUUGUUCCGUACUUUGAUCAAACUAUCAAGCGAUUGGUACCUUUCCUUGAACUCCAAGCCUCAGACGAGGAAUCCGAUCUUCGAGGUGUAGCCACCGAUACGAUCGGUACAGUUGCCGAUGCUGUCGGUGCCGAUGUCUUCCGACCAUACUUCCAAGGAUUGAUGAAAGCUGCUUUCGAAGCUUUGACAAUGGACAACUCCCGACUUCGAGAGUCUUCAUUCAUCUUCUUCGGAGUAAUGGCUCAAGUCUUUGAAGGCGAAUUCGCACAAUACCUUCCACAAUGUGUACCAGCACUUGUUGCCUCCUGUCAACAAAACGAAUCAUCCGACGAAUUCCUUGACGAUGGUGAAGGUGGUUCUUCAAACCCUUCGGCUCUUGCCGAGGCCUUCACCACUGGUAUCUCAUCCAAGAGUCUUGGUGAAGAUCUUGAUGACGAGGAAGAGGACGAAACAGAUUUAGCAGCUUUAGAACAGAUGUUCUCAAAAGUGAACUCUGCUGUCGCCAUUGAAAAGGAAGUAGCAGCCGACACCAUUGGAGAAUUGUUCUCUUCCACAAAAUCAGCUUUCAUGCCUUACGUGGAAGAAACAGUCAAAGUUUUAAUCGAAUUACUUGAUCACUACUAUGAAGGUAUCCGAAAAUCUGCUGUUGGUGCUUUAUUCGCCUUCAUAAAGACGAUGUACGAACUCUCAGAACCCGCAGAAUGGCAACCUGGAGCUCAUGUACGAAUACCUUUCCAUGAACAUGUAAAGAAGAUCGUGGAGAUAAUCCUUCCUCCUAUCUUCGAAGCCUGGAAAACCGAAGAUGACAAAUCUGUUUGCAUCCUCAUGUGUGCCGAGCUCGCCGAUAGCAUGAACAAAUGCGGCCCCGCAUUGGUCGAAGGUCAUCUUGACGAAGUAGCCACUUUCGCCAUUGAGAUCCUUGAGAAGAAGUCUUUGUGUCAACAAGAUCCCGAUGGGGAUGACGAGAACGUUGGUGUUGAUGCCGAUUCAUCUGAAUACGAAUCUGCACUUGUGUCCAACGCUGCCGACGUCUUCGGUGCUAUGGCCUCUGUCCUCGGUCCUGACUUCGCUCAAGCUUUCGGUCAAGUCCUACCUCUCAUUGCUAAAUACACCGAACCCAAACGAACUCAGUCUGAACGAUCCAUGGCCAUUGGUUCUCUCGGUGAGGUCAUUGUUGGCUUGAAGGGUGGUGUUACUACAUUCACUCAGCCCUUGUUACAAAUAAUAUCUCGAGGAUUAUUAGAUGAAGAAGCAGAUGUUCGAUCCAAUGCCGCUUUCGCUGCCGGUGUUCUCAUCGAGAACUCUGACAGUGACUUGUCAUCAAAUUACCAAGCUAUAUUAGGUGCCCUUCAACCCUUCUUUGCGCCCGCAGAACAUUCAGCACCUGCCGUGUACAAUGCUCGUGAUAACGCUGCUGGAGCAGUAGCAAGAAUGGUCACCAAAAACCCCAAUGCGUUACCUCUUGAUCAAGUAAUCUCCGUCUUAGUGUCCGUUCUACCAUUACGAUUCGACCCAUUGGAGAACCGUGCUGUCUACGGAGCAUUAUUCGCUACAUUCAGAAAUCAACCUCAAAUCUUAAUGCCUCAUAUCGAUCAUUUACUUCAAGCUUUCGCUUAUGUAUUAUUGGAUCCAUCACAUUCUGAUGAUACCACCGACGAAACCAAAGCUGAACUAAGAGCUUUGGUCGAACACCUGAAAUCUCAAGUACCUGAUAAAGUUGCCGCUGCCGGAUUCCAAUGA
Molecule: messenger RNA, 3252 nt
Organism: Kwoniella shivajii
Lineage: Eukaryota; Fungi; Basidiomycota; Tremellomycetes; Tremellales; Cryptococcaceae
Exons: 10
Coding region: 1-3252 (1083 amino acids)
Biological process (GO): protein import into nucleus
Cellular component (GO): nucleus; cytoplasm
Molecular function (GO): nuclear import signal receptor activity; small GTPase binding
Source: RefSeq, a predicted model, not a curated record